AUGGAAAUUUAUUAUUUAAAAAAAAAAAAAAAAAUAAGUUAUAAAGGGCUAUUUAUAACAACUUUUUUAACCCAUGGGGGGGCAAACAUAAUUUCUAAAUUUGCCGUUUCACCUUUUGAGAGAAUUGUAAUUAUUAGACAAAUACAACCUGUUUUUUUUAAAAAUAUAUUGAUUCAGCCAAAUUUUACAUAUUUAAAUAUAAUAAAAAGUAUAUAUAAAAACCAAGGGCUUACAUCAUUUUGGUGGGGAUAUAAUGCUAGUAUUUUUAAUUUUCUAUCAUUCAGCUUUUUAAGAUUAUUAUUCCAUGAUCAAAUAAAAUAUCAUUUAUCUGACCGUAUUAAAGAUAAAGAAUAUUUAAAAAAAAAUUAUUUUUUGACAACUUUUUUUUUAUUUUAUACAUCCAGUUCUUUAUCUUCAGCUGUUUCAUACCCUCUAGAUACAAUUCAUAAUUGUAUGGCAUUAAAUCAUGAAAAUCUUAAAAAUAAAAAAUUAUAUAAAAGAGGAGUUUUUUUAUUUAUUUAUGACCAGCUAUUAAAGAGAAAAAUCAGAAAUUUAUAUGCAGGAUACAGUUUAUGCUUAUUAAACUUCAUCCCAUAUUUAACAAUCACAAUUAAAUUGAAUGAAUUAUUUACAAAAUAUUUUACCGAAAUAAAUUUUGAUAAAAAAAAUUACAACUUUCAAAAUGAUAAGAAAAAUAAUAUUACAUUGAACGAAGAAUAUAAAGAAUUAUUUAAAAAAAAUCCAAACUUUUUUUCUUAUAUUGUUUUAGGAGUCUUAACAGGAUAUAUUGCACAAUUUGCUACAUACCCCCUUGAAACUUUGAGGAGAAAAUAUCAAUAUCGUGUUAUGUAUGAACAAAAUUUUCUUAAAUUUAUAAUUCAUAAUAAUAAGUUAAAUAAUAUAAAACCCAAAACAUUUGUAAAUAAAAUGAAAAAUAUGUACAAAGGAUUUACAGUACAUUCCCUUAAACUUAUUCCUGAAUAUUUAAUAUUCAGUUGUUUUUUUUAUUACGUUAAAAAUAAUAUGCCUAUAUAA
Plasmodium yoelii is the source of this 1035-nucleotide messenger RNA. Its product is annotated as ADP/ATP carrier protein, putative. Gene Ontology annotation, biological process: transmembrane transport. The coding region runs from base 1 to 1035 and encodes 344 amino acids. The transcript is spliced from 3 exons. NCBI's taxonomy places the organism in Eukaryota, Apicomplexa, Aconoidasida, Haemosporida, Plasmodiidae. The record is from RefSeq and is a predicted model, not a curated record.